AUGUAGGAAGUCACGUGAUGAGAGAGAAAUAGAAAUUCCAUAUGAACAACUUAACAAAGUCUUACAUCCACCCCACGAAUUACCACAAGUUCUCUGUUUCCCACCUCUUUCCCUCUCUCCUCUUCCCCUUAAUUUUAAUUUUAAUUAAAACCCCCAAAUAUAAAUAAACCCAAACAAACCCUCCUAUAUUCAAAAUUCACACAUUUUCAUAAUCCUUUUCUUCUUCAUCUUCUUCCUCGAAAAUUCUCCCCAUUUUCAGAGGAGAGAGAAAGCUCGGUAACACCCGAUAAUGGCGGCCUACAGAGCAGAAGACGACUACGAUUACUUGUUCAAAGUAGUAUUAAUUGGCGAUUCUGGCGUCGGAAAAUCCAACCUUCUCUCUCGUUUCACCCGCAAUGAGUUUAACCUUGAAUCCAAAUCAACCAUCGGCGUCGAAUUCGCUACUCGCAGCAUUCAUGUUGAUGAUAAGAUUGUUAAAGCUCAGAUUUGGGAUACUGCUGGUCAGGAAAGGUACCGUGCUAUCACUAGUGCAUACUACAGAGGGGCUGUUGGUGCUCUAUUGGUCUAUGAUGUUACCAGGCAUGUAACAUUUGAGAACAUUGAGAGAUGGUUAAAGGAAUUGCGAGAUCAUACAGAUUCCAGCAUCGUGAUAAUGCUCGUGGCAAACAAGGCAGAUUUGAGGCACUUGCGUGCUGUUGCUACUGAGGAUGCCAAGGCCUUUGCAGAAAGAGAGAACCUCUUCUUCAUGGAGACCUCUGCUCUUGAAUCUUUGAACGUUGAAAACGCAUUUAGUGAAGUCCUCACCCAAGUAUAUCAUGUUGUCUGCCGCAAAGCACUUGAUGUUGGGGGUGACCCAACUGCCUUGCCAAAGGGUCAAACCAUUGAUAUCGGUAAGGAUGAUGUAUCUGAAGUGAAAAAGGUUAGUUGCUGUUCUGCCUGAUCCAGCUGUAAGAUAAUCGAGAUGUUUAUCUCAUCGCACAGGAAAUUUUGUAAAGUUCUCACAGAAAGCCAUGGUUUUGUGAAAAUCAUUCAAAGUAUACAUUUAUAUUCAUUUCAGAACUUUGAAGAGGCCAGAUUAUUGAAGUACAGAGGGAUAUGCUUAUUUGGUUUUA
This is a messenger RNA of Chenopodium quinoa (quinoa), 1112 nucleotides long. Its product is annotated as ras-related protein Rab11B-like. Lineage: Eukaryota; Viridiplantae; Streptophyta; Magnoliopsida; Caryophyllales; Amaranthaceae. Gene Ontology annotation, cellular component: endosome. Bases 290 to 940 code for a protein of 216 amino acids. The record is from RefSeq and is a predicted model, not a curated record. Gene Ontology annotation, molecular function: GTP binding; GTPase activity. The transcript is spliced from 2 exons.